CAGUACAGCUCUACUAUAGACACAAGAGAAGGAUAUGGGAUUGCUGUCGAGUGCAACGUUUGCCGUCAUCGUUCUUGUUUUCCUCAUCCAAUGUUUUGCUCAAAACCAUGCCGUAUCCAGCAGCAGCAACUUUCAAAUUGAACAAUGCUUGAGAAACACCAAUUUGUCUUCAGUAGCGGACACAGAUGGGCGAAGGCAAAAGCAGAAAUAUUUAAGUCAAAACAAAAAGGAAAAUGACGUCAUCAAAAAUAUGGGAAUUUUUGCCGAAUACUCUUACGUCCACUCCUGCAACAGAUUCGACUUGAUGUACUACAAGAACGUUAUGUUUUCGUCAAUGUUUUGUCAAUCGAUUUCAGACACAACAAUAUCAGUGGAAGGUCAACAUUCAAUUUGGUCUCCACGUCAGAGUUUUGAUACUUCCCAGUGCGAUUCAAAGUUUCCUCUCGGUACAUGUGGAUCAUUGAAAUGGACUAAUGAACAAGGAUUGCAAAAUUUGCAGCUGUGCAUUACUGAUUGGGCUACAGAAGGAAAGAUUAACAUUCCUUACUGUGGACCUCCCAAUCAGGUUUGCGUAAUAGUUGGAGUAAAGAGAACAAAGGCAGGCAAGCCACUGCGAUGCACUGUAAAGUCUUACUCUACAAUCAAACCUCCGAGGAGAAAAAACUUGCCGUGGAGGACAUGGGUAAUGGAAGUAGGAGAAGGAUGUGAAUGCAAAGCGGCUUGUUAUAAUGCUGACAAACUGGAGUACACAGUGAUCAAUCCAGAAUUCAGGGGGGAAAGCAGUGCUCCUAUGUGCUUUCCGGGAGAAAUGGAAUUCACGGCAGCUGAGAGCGCAUGUAGAUUUGGUAAUGACAGCGGUGAAUGGCAAAUUGAAGGCGACUGCACAGGACGUUGCUACAGCAAGAGAUUAAACAACAUGAAAGGUCUCCAAAUAGUUCAUCAAGAAGGACGACUGUUGAACGAACAUGAAGUGUGCUUUCUCAGCUACGUCGAACAGGAACAUCAAGAAUCAGCCGAAUGUCAGAUAGAGAACAUAAAUGGGUUGUGGUAUUUCCACUAUGACGGUUUCAAAUGUCAAGCCUUGUGCAACUGCGAUCCGGAUAUCUUUCCAUGGCAAUGCAAGUCUCUAGACUAAUCGACUCAAUUUAGCCAACAACAAUGUGUUCUGCAGACAGGUGCAUGCAAGGCAUGUCUUAUGAUUUAAAUGCUGUUGUGCGAGGCGAAGAAUUCAGUAGCAAAUCAAUUGCAUCUCAAAUUUCUGCAUA
This is a messenger RNA of Corticium candelabrum, 1265 nucleotides long. RefSeq lists its product as uncharacterized. NCBI's taxonomy places the organism in Eukaryota, Metazoa, Porifera, Homoscleromorpha, Homosclerophorida, Plakinidae. Bases 35 to 1135 code for a protein of 366 amino acids. The transcript has 4 exons. The record is from RefSeq and is a predicted model, not a curated record.